AUGUUUGCACUGCACCCGAUCGCGCGCGGACCGCACUGGCACUUUCUCUUUGGCAUCUCGCACGAAGGGCAGGUCAUGAGCGAGUCGUCGGGUCCAGUGAUCUACUACCCUGGACGCAUGGUGCUCGACGAGAUUGUCAACAAUAUCGCAUAUGUUGGCAAAUCGGUGUGCGUUCUUGCGUGUGGACCGCCGGGCCUCGUUGCCGACACACAGCGCCACGCCCGGAAAUGUGGCUUUGACUUUCACAAGGAAGAGUUUCUGUUUUAA
Molecule: messenger RNA, 267 nt
Organism: Saprolegnia diclina VS20
Lineage: Eukaryota; Oomycota; Saprolegniomycetes; Saprolegniales; Saprolegniaceae
Exons: 1
Coding region: 1-267 (88 amino acids)
Source: RefSeq, a predicted model, not a curated record